GUGUGCAAUAAACAUUCUAACCGAGGUAUGACCGAGAUCAGCGAGUCGUGUCAUUUCCAGCCAAUCACCAGUCCGAGAAUUUACUGAGUUAAUUAUAUUACAGGCUAAAUGAUACGUGAAUUGUUUAUAUAUCUUUGUGUUAAAUUGAGUGGUUGAACAGUUGUAAGCCCGAUGUCAACAAAGCUAACCACGUGUUAGAAAACCGACCAAGCGUGGAUAACCUCGUUUUGCAUGUCAACGUGUUCGAUAAUGAUAUUCAAGAUGGAGGCGUCUUAACUAGGUUUUGGAGUAAGAAGUACAGCUGUGCCCAUGAGCAGUGUGGCAGUCGUUCAGCCUGUGAAGUAAGGGGACAAUGUCCGGUCGUGUUGGGGGCGGCAGACAAAUGUUCUCAAUUGAGCAGAUUGAGUUGAUACGGCGUCUGAGAAACAGUGGUAUUACCAAGGAGGAGGUUGCUCAGGCCUUCGAUUCAUUUGACCGUUUAGACAAUGAGUUAGGACUUCUUUAUAGUGUCCCAGUGUCACUAUCAACCCAGCCAGCUGUCCGUAACCCUGUCCAGUCCUCCCAUCCUCGUGCACUGGUGUCUGGUGUAUCCAGGACAACCCACUCAGGCCAGGGAGAUCAUGCUUCAUCAACACAGACAAAUAAUGUCCCUGCAUCACAGCCACACAGUGUACCUGGGUACAGGCCCCAGCAAUCUAAUCAUGUGUUCCCGGUGUCAAUGACUACAAAUCCCUGCACACAUUCUCAACCAGCUUUUCCUGAACGACUGGUAGCUAAGAGACCACGCACUGAAACCAUAGAUUUAGUGGAUGAUAUAGACGUACCAAUCACUUGCGUUAUUGAUGAGGAUAAUAGCAACACCAGCUCAGCAUCUGUAUCAAAUAUCUCGGAGGAAAUCGCUACUGAGCUUCGAGAAUUUUUGAAGCAAGGUAUCCAAAAAGCUGGAGAUGAGGUUCGGUGGUUUGUUAGCCAAUACAACAUACAGCUUGGACAGAUCGCAACUAUGACAGGCCAGACAUUUGCCACUGCCACCCAGUUUUUACAGGGAGAAUACAAUGGCAUUCCUCAGCACUGUAUGCAGAGUAUUUUCACCUGGUAUCUUGCCUACAAGAAAACUGUGACCACUCCUCCUCCUCUACCACCCUCAACCUCUCCAGGAAGCACGCAGCCAGGUGCCUUGCCCAUGAUUAAUCAGAAAGUAAAACUGCCGGACGGUCAGGAAAUCUUCAUCCCCCAUCAGCGAAGAGAGCGCUUUACCUUUCGAGAGAAACACCUGGAGGUGCUGGAAACCUGCUUCAAUGAGAAUGCCUAUCCCUCUCAUGAACAACGUGAGGCAAUCUCUCACAUGUGCAAUAUGGCUGUCAGCAAUAUGGGAAACCGCUCCCUACACGACAGAGAGAAGGUCACUCCACACAUGGUGCUAAACUGGUUUGCGAAUCGCAGGAAGGAAGUGAAGAAGAUAGCAAGAGAAGAGGGAAUCCCAGAAUCCGAGGUGGUCUUGCCCAGCAAAGUUAACAAACGUCCUAUCACCUUUGACAUUUCUAUGGACAAUGUGACAUUAUCCCCUCUGGAACAAAGCCAGUCAGAACAAGGUCAGAUUGACCAGAGUGACCAAAUUGAUGAACCUGAUGACAGAACUUCGCCUUCCAUCAAAAGUGAACCAGGCUGACCAUUUCAUUCCUUCAGCUUAUCAUCUGCCAAAAUGAGAAAUCUUAUAAAAUUCUCAUCGAAAAUGUGGGUUAAUAACAAGGGCAUACGCAGUCAUCUUUGCUCCCAAUUCUUACAAAAAGUUGAUGUUAAUGUGAACUAUAUUAUUUUUAUAACAAUUAGCCUACAGAACAAGUUAUAUCAACUUAUAUUAAUCUUGCUUGUUGUCCCGGAAUGAAGUGUGUGAGGGGGCUUCCUGUGAGAGGAAACCGGAGUUCCCGGAGAAACCCACGUGGUCAGGCACCCCGUACCUUUUCACUUCCAAUCAGGAAAUAGAGCCUGGCCAUCUAGGUGAAAGGCAUGUGUGUUACCACUGCUCCACCCCAAGAGUUGAGGAUUCUUGUUAUUUCUAAAAUGGAAGUGUUCAGACAAUCUUCAAGUACAUCAAUUUUCUAAAUAAAAACUCCUAGAGAAUGUAUAGUUGGGAACGUAAGUGAUAUCUAGUCUAAACAUGCAGAUCUUGUCAUUUUGACCGUGUUUCAGUUUUAAAUUCCAUUGAUAUAUGAUAACCUAAUGUGCCAAACCAGGCAGGUAUGCAUUACCCCUCUGGAGGGCAAAGUGGUGAAUUUGUUGUUUUGUCCAUUGCCGACAUUUAAUAAACUUGAUUAGAUAACAUCUUUGAAUGGAGUAUGUACGGCAAAGUCUGUUGUCAGCAUUUGUAAAAUCCCAUCAGGAUAGAGAGAAUCAGUAUUUGAAUUAUAGUCCUCCAUUUUAUAUACAUUAUACAUGUAUUUCCCUUUUCCACCUGUAAAUGAGCGAGUGUAUUCGUGUAUUCAACAGAAAAUGUAUACAUCUUAUAAAACAGCAAGUAUACAAGGGAAUUGGGAUAUAAAAUUCUUUCUUUCCUCAGGGGAUGAAAAUAUUUUACUUCAAGUAUUCAUAUCUUUUGUAAACGAAUGCAAAGGUGUAUGUAUAAUUCUAUCUUAGAGCUGUUCCAGGAAAACUUGUAGGGGGAGGGGGGCACUUUGAAAUUCACCUAUAGAAAUGAUUUAAAAUUUUGAGGACCCCUUCAUACAACAGAAUUUUACUUCAAACUCCACCAGCCCAUGGUGUGCUUUUCAUUUGAACACACCCGCCACAUGGAAUUAAAGUGCCUUCCUCCGUCCUAUAUACGUUUUCUUGGAACAGCCUUAGCCGGUAGGUUACUAUUUCAGUGUUUUUGUAAUUAAUCUGUGAAUAUGUUGUCAAAUUAAAUAGUACAGUAAAUGCAUGCCAGUUGAUAAUAGAAUUUGUUUAGAUCCUUUACAUUGUUCUAAUUGGAUGUUUUUAUAUGAAUCACAAUAAAUUUCUAAGAUAUUGA
Molecule: messenger RNA, 3007 nt
Organism: Pecten maximus
Lineage: Eukaryota; Metazoa; Mollusca; Bivalvia; Pectinida; Pectinidae
Product: homeobox-containing protein 1-like
Exons: 7
Coding region: 353-1669 (438 amino acids)
Biological process (GO): positive regulation of DNA-templated transcription
Cellular component (GO): nucleus
Molecular function (GO): double-stranded telomeric DNA binding
Source: RefSeq, a predicted model, not a curated record